CAAACAAUAUGGCGGCAAAUUUUUUCAAAAAAUAUUUUUUUGUUUAUAUUUUUGUCUCAUUUGGCAUAUUUAAAGGAUUAUUUGCUGCAAAUCAUAUCCCAUAUCAGACACCGACUGACUGCAAAAAAGGUGCUACCGAUGACCCUCAUGAAUAUUACGAUAUAUCUCAGAUGAAAUGUGAGAGCUGCUCCCAGGAGGUUGCUUUUCAAACAGCCAGUGCUGAUGGUCUGAAGUGUGUAUGUCAGAAAGGCUACUAUUUGACACAAGAUUUUGGUGGAAAAGACAUCCAGUGCCAAGCCUGCCCACCAAACACAGUUACGUCAGCUAACGGUUGGGCAUGUGUAGCAUGUGGCGCUGGUACGCUUUAUGACGUCACAUCAGAGGAUUGUCAACCAUGUGUUGAUACGGCAGUAGCAGUGGAGAGACUCCAAGAUGGUACUUGGAACCAGAAUUCCCAGGGUAACAAUGCCAGAACCUGUGUAGCAUGCACUGCAAACACCAAGCCAAGUAAUGGGAACUCCAGGUGCGUUAGGUGCAACCAGGUACUCUCUGUACUUCCCUCACAGAGUUCCUGUCAAUGUCCAGAUGCUCAAAGUACUGGAGGAUUGUGUUUCAAACAGGAAGAAGAUAUUAUAGAAAAUGCAGGGGGUCUCUACACUGUCAAAUAUAAUGAUGGCACAGAGAUAUCCUCUGAUUGGUUCUUCCAGAAUAUUAAAGCUGUUGUUGGGAUGUGCGGGGUCCCCUAUAGUAACCUCACAGCAUGUCAAGCUCUCUCAAACAUGUGUGUUCUGACCAUGUACACACGUGUAAACAUAGAUACAACUAGGGUAGAUGCUUGUAACUUUUACUCAACAUAUUCAGAGUCUGUGCCACUCAAUAUGCCAUGGCUGUACUAUCUCGACUCAAACACGGAGAUAACUCUAGACGAUACAAGUAUCUCAACAGUCUAUGAGUUCAACUCACAAGACAGCGUGUCGAAGCUUAAAAUAAAAGCUGCUAGGUAUACAGUCAACGGGACAUUUCUCGGAAUUAGUGAUGUCACGGGUGGUAUGUUACAGCUAUGUAAAGACUCUACUGAGAAAAUGGAUGCAGCGUAUACAUUCGGGACAACCUACAGUCAAAAGUGUGACAUUGACAUCAAAACAUUCUGGGACAGCAAGGAUUAUGAGACUAUGAUCUUCUAUGAUCUAUACUUGGACUAUAUGAAGGAUGGCAAAAGACGCCUAUAUGCUAUUCCAGUGUUAAUACAAAACUACCGUGAUGAUAAUGACAACAGGCCCAAUUUGAACAAUGAUGGCACAAAGUGGCAACUGAUGCGUAGAUUUUUCCUCGUUGAUAAUGUCAGUGGACGGAAACAGGCUUCAGAGGGUGCACCAUCACUGAGAGCAGAAAGAGUGCGCUAUGCAUAUAAUAUCUCUCUCAACAUUCGACUACAAGAGGAGUUAGGUUCGGGAAAGAUCUACCCACCAUUGGUAAUGGUUCAUUAUGAAGAAGCAAAGUUGGAGGACUAUGACAAGGGAGCUAAAGUUGAGGUGAAGUUUAAUGUCGAGUAUGAAAUGGAUUUGACAAAAUACAACACUGAUGUUUCCAUAGCGAUGGGUGUUUUGAGUGUGUUCGCUCUUCUUUACUCAGGAUUCCAGGCAUGGGGCUGGGGUAAAAGAGCUGGCACACUGGGUAUAGACUUUGUGACGCUAGUGAAGUUUUUCCUGUUCAGCUGUGCCAAUAUUGGAAAUGUUCUAUUUGUGGUGAUGUUUGGAGCAUCUGCAUGGUGGCUCAUAUUCUUUAAGAGGCAGAACAUAGUGUAUCUUGUACUUCCAAAGCCCUGGCAGGAACAAUGGUUCAUUGUGUAUCUCUCCAUAGCUUUGGUGCUGAAAGUCAUAGAAAUGAUCCAUCUUGUCAUUUGUCAGGUGACAGUUGACAUUUUCUUCAUGGACUGGGAACGGCCAAGGGGGAAGAUUGUCACGUCAACUGAGCCAAGCAAGAAGGACAAAGAAGCUCCCGUGUCCAUCUGGCGGACAUAUUUUGUAGCUAAUGAAUGGAAUGAGCUCCAAACAGAGAGGAAAUUGAAUGAAAUAUUCCAGAUUCUAUGUUCAGUCCUCUUUCUCAAUGUUAUAGGAUUCGAGAAUUUUGCAACACGGGACCCCUGGAGCUCAAUAACAGUCAGUGAAACAGCAUAUGUGGCAUCACACAGUAGAAUAUGUCGCUUUGCCAUAGCAGUUACUGUAUAUCUAGUCAUAGCAUUAGUCCAAUGGAUUUUCUACACAGCAAUCUACGAAAGAUUCAUCGAGGACAAAGUCCGCCAGUACGUGGAUCUCUGCUCUAUGAGUAAUGUGAGUGUCUUCAUCAUGGAGAACUCCCAGUUUGGUUACUACAUCCAUGGCAGGUCUGUACAUGGCAGGGCAGACACAGAUAUGAGAGAAAUGCAUGAACAGCUUAAGAGAGAAGAGGAGGAUUUGUGUGGUCACAGAGGACUACUACCUAAUACAGAGCAGCAAACAUUCCAAAUAGCAGUUCCACGGAGACUCAGGCAGCAGUAUGAUAGGGUUCUUCUGCCUCUGAAUCAGCCUCAGCAACAAGGCCCGGCAUCUAGAGUAGAGAAAGGCCAGGGAGGGGUCAGUAUACAAGGAACACAAGUAGAGAAGUUUAUAGAGGCUUACAAGAUUAUCAACAGAUUCUUCUCUGCAUUUGUAGACCACUCUUUACGAGAUCUGGAUUAUGUUGUGCGUGACAAGCUGUUACUAGAGAGUAUACUAAAUGUUGAAUUCCAAGACUCAUCGGAGAAAGGCAUUUUCUUCAAUGAUGGAGGCCAUUCCUUUGACUCUGUACUAUUCUAUGGCAGAGAGAUGACAUUGGUUCUCUUUGAGGUUAUGGUAUUUUGUAUAACAGAUCUUGCGUCACAAAACUUUGUUCUUGCGGGGAUCAUCACCUAUGCUGUUAUGGAGGUGUUGAAAAUGAUAAGAGACAGUGCAGGAAGAAAGAAUCUUGCCAAGAAAACCCUGGUAGAUGAACGAUUCCUCAUAUAGUACCCUCCCUAUUCCUUGUAAAUGAUGUGUUUUGGUAUAAAGCCGAGGAUGAAUGAUACCUUAUAAACACAUACUUAAGAUGACAUGAAGAAUGCCAAUGAGACAGAUGAGCGACCUUGACCUCUUUGACAGUUGAAUAAGCACUAUCAUUGAUGAGGCUUAAAAAUAAAUGAAUGAGGCAUUGAGGCAAAAUAUGACAAGAUGAAUGAGGAUUUAGAUGACACAUGAACUCUGUGCCUCUUGUAAAAGUCCCAGGGUUCUUUUACGUCAUUCGUAAAAAAUAACAAGAGUUCGGGAUUCAGGUGAUUUAAUCGUCCAUUUACUUUUUCCAUCCAAUAAAGAGUGAACAGUUUAUGAUAUUUUUAUGGACAUAAUGCUCAGGAGGGGAAAAAAGUACAUAUCUCACAAAUUCGUGUAACAUAUAUGUAUAUUUGUAUGUUUUAUAUGAUGGCAUGAAGGGGUGGUUCAAGGCACAAAAAACUCAGAGAUAUAUUCAUUUAGACAUUUUUUCAAAAAAUAUUCUAAAUUGCUGCUCCUGUUUUUUCAAUCUACUAGUUUUGCAUCGCCUAGAUCUCUAUCCUAGCUAGUACUCCAUAUAACAAUGGCUUAAAUAACUGUAUCGCAAAUAAAGUAUCUUAGUCACAUUUAGACUCAGAUUGAUCAAUCAGUCAAUGAGUUUUACCUGCAUUUUAGUACUGAAUCAUUUAUUUAUUUUUAUUUAUCAAUAUUUAAUGCAAUACAUUUAUUCAAGGCACACUCUUCAUUUUCAGUCAAAUAAUUUUUCAUUUUAUCAUAUGUACAAAGUCAUUAUUUCAUCAAAAAUAUUGUAUUUCAUUGUAUUUACAUGUACUAUACAAGUAUUGUAUAUAGAUUGUACAUAUUGUACAUAAGCAAUGUAAAAAUAUACUUUAGAAUUACAACGUUUUGGUUUUGUUUCACAUUGAAUGUCUUUUCAUGGUUAAAUUCCUUGGUAGGUGAAAACAUUUUUAUAUCAUCACAUGAAGUUUUGACAUAUUGUUAUUGGACAUAUCCCUUUUAUUUCACUUAAAGUUUUUCACUUAAAGUUUUCACUCCAUAAUAAUACUGUGCACAAUCCUGAUGGUUUUCCAUGCCAUCCAAAUUGCAGGUAAAGAUGUGAGAUUCUUCUUUAAAAGGACAGGCCUUUAGAUCUUGGACUUGAUAUCCCUUCUUUUUAGAGAACAAUAAAUUCCUGACUUAGGCCUAUAUUAUAUUACGCCUUUGUUCCCUAAAAAUUGCAAAAUCAAUAUCUGGAAAAUAUAUUUGGCAAAACAGCGUUCAAAGUAUCCUUAAGAAUUAGUAUUCACAAAUUUUACAUCACAUACCCCUGUAUGUAUAUAUAUAUAUACAAUGCAAUCAAAAAUGCAGAAUCAAAAGUCAACUCAAAUCUCAUCACAAAAAAAAACACAAAAUAUAUAAAUACUUUAUAUAUACUUUAAAUGUCAAAAUUAACUUGGAUUAGAUGGUGAUAUUUUUCAUGUAGGUCACACUGUAAAAUUUGAAUUUCUGACACAAUGUCCAUUUAAGACAAUUUUUAUGUCACCACCAGAAUUGGUGACAUAUUGUUAUAGCCUC
This is a messenger RNA of Owenia fusiformis, 4616 nucleotides long. The record is from the annotation of a GenBank genome assembly. Lineage: Eukaryota; Metazoa; Annelida; Polychaeta; Sabellida; Oweniidae.